Messenger RNA from Doryrhamphus excisus (bluestripe pipefish), 2573 nucleotides. NCBI's taxonomy places the organism in Eukaryota, Metazoa, Chordata, Actinopteri, Syngnathiformes, Syngnathidae. The record is from RefSeq and is a predicted model, not a curated record.
CAUCAUUGUGUUUUCGUGCUACACCAUUGUGUUUUCGUGCUACACCAUUGUGUUUUCAUGCUCCAUCAUUGUGUUUUCAUGCUAUACAGUAGCAUGCACACGUCUUAGGCACCAUUAGUGUUCUAGGGUCCUCAGACUUUUGCAACGAAGCACAAACUCUGCUGAACUUUGACAUUAGGGCCAGCUGGGCGUGGCCUUCAAACACAGUCCUUUUGGGAACCUUAAUGCUACUUAGCAACAUUUAGAGUACAAGCACGUGCACUUCUUGGGGGUAUUUAAACGUGUGGAAUGUUGUUUGGAGCAAAUAGUCGGCCACUGCUGUGCUGGCGGUGGUCAUGGGGUGGGGGCAGGGCAUAUGAGAGGGACACUUUCAACGCUUUUGAUCAGCAGUAAAUCACAUCAAGCAGUCAAGGGGAUGUGUCCGGAUAAAUCACUUCCUCAUCUGGUCUCAUGAGCUGGGACUGUGUUCUGGCUACCCCGGGAUGAGAGCGCUUUCGCCAGGAAAGGGGGGUUUAAUGCUCUGCUGGGGCUGCUGAGUUUUACUGGCCCACCGAGGGUGCCGCUCAGUUUCGGCCCACACAGAGCAAGAGUUCAUCAGAGUUCAGUUUAGACCUCAAGACGGAUGCCAGCCUCCCAAGAUCCCCAGGAGAAGCACCACUGAAACAUGGGAGACUAUGAUGAAGACACAGCCUUCCUGGGGCAGACUGGCCCUUACUUCUGGACCACAUUCUGCCUCCUCAACACCAUUUUUCUCUCGACCGGAUUCAACGGGCUCUACAUCCUCUUUGUCGGGGCGGCCCCCGAGCACCGUUGCCUCAUUCCGGAGGUCAACCUCACGCCGGCGUGGCAGGAGGCCAUCAUCCCGGUCACGCAGGUGAACGGCCACGAGGCACGGAGCCGGUGCAGCCGCUACAAGCUGGAAGCGGUGAGGAACCUCUCGGACAAGGGUUUCGCUCCGGGGAGAGACGUCAAUCUCACCGGGCUGGAGCAGGAGGGCUGCUUGGACGGAUGGAGCUACAGCAAAGACAUUUACCAGGCCACCAUCGUCACUGAGUGGGACCUGGUCUGUGACGACCAGUGGAAGGUUCCCUUUGCCUCCUCCACCAUGUUCGUGGGAUAUCUCCUGGGCUCGCUCAUCUCCGGCCAGCUCUCUGACAGGUUCGGAAGGAAGAAGAUUGUCUUCAUCUCUCUUGCAGCUCAGUGCCUCUCAGUCCUUUUGCAGUCCUUCUCCCAGUCGUGGAGGAUGUUCUGCAUUAUGUUCCUCUUCGUGGGAGCCUCACAGAUCUCCAUCUACGUUUCCGCAUUCGUUUUAGGAACGGAGGUGUUCAGCAAGACGCUACGUGUGAUAUUCACAACUAUGGGAGCGUUCCUCUUCUACUGCAUCGGCUACAUGAUGCUGCCAUGGAUUGCGUACGGGAUCAGAGAGUGGAGAACCUUUCUGGCUGUUCUGUCCGCCACUGGUGUGGUCUACUUCCCUCUCUGGUGGUUCAUCCCAGAGUCCCCUCGGUGGCUCAUCACCCAGGGGCGAGUGGCGGAGGCCGAGGCCAUCAUAAGAGACGCCGCGCGGAAGAACAAAAAUGAGGCGCCGCUUGUCAUCUUCAGAGGGUCUGAGUCACUGCCUCCAGGCAGAGUGUACACCAUGCUGGACGUUCUGAGGUCCAAGAACCUACGAUGCAUCACACUUAUGUGUCUGGUUUUGUGGAUGGCAAUAAACGUUGGUUAUUUCGGUUUAUCGCUGAACACCUCCAACCUCAGUGGAAACCCCUUCGUAAACUGCUUUUUAUCGGCGACUGCAGAGGUGCCCGCUUACAUCGUCUCCACGUGGCUGCUGAGGAAAUGUCCCAGGAGAGCACUUCUGUCCACCUUCCUGUUCAUCGGAGGAGGAGUUCUGCUUCUUAUCCAGUUCAUUCCCACAACCCUGGAAUAUGUGGCCUUAGCUCUGGAAAUGACUGGCAAGUUUGGCUUCACCAUGGCCUUCAGCAUCGUCUACAUCUACACGGCGGAGCUCUACCCCACCGUGCUCAGGAACGUCGGCAUGGGGAUGUGUUCCUCGGCCGCACGCAUUGGCAGCAUCACCGCUCCCUAUGUCAUUUAUUUAGGCUCUUACAACAAGGCUCUUCCGUACAUCCUCAUGGGAAGCCUCACAAUCGCCUCCUCCGUGGUCAACUUCUUUCUUCCAGAGACCCACAACAAAGACCUUCCGGAAACUUUAGACCAGAUGCAGGAAUGUCAGGGGUAUGUGGUUGCGGUUCGUCUCUUCAGGGCACAGCGGAGCAAAUGUGUCCUUUUCUGUCUGUUAGCCUUCACUUGUAUAAAUAAAAAGGUUACAGCUAACAUGAGCAAGGAAAAGGAAGUUGUGAUGGCCAUCCUAACCACGCUUUGUCUCCAGGUUGUGCAGCAGACCCAAAAGGAAGACAUUCGUUGAAAACGGGGGAAGUGGACACCCACCAAAUCAACACGAAGCCAAAUGUGAUACUGUAUAGACGCUGCAGUCUGAUUUCCAAGGGCUAGCUUGAUGCUACAAUGAUGCCUGAUUGUUCCAUUUGUGCUUGCGCUUGGAACACAUGGAUACC